AUGUCGACAGAGCUGGCUGUCACAGCAAACAACCAAGCCAGGCGUAGCGCAGUGCGCGCGGGCACUCCAGUGGUGAUGCUCCGGCAAAGUGUUGCUGGCUCCGUCGAUGCCGCCAACGACGAAGACGGCCCGAUGGUGGCGAAAAUGGCAGAGGAGGCUGGGGACGGCGAGGUUGAAGGGUCGGCAAGGAUUAGAAUACAGCCACUAGACACGCGGCUUCGGCUGCACUUCAAGCAGACACAGGGGUUCAGCAUGCGCUCAAGGGUAAACUUCGGUAAAACUCACAUGAUGGCCUCGCACCCGGGGCCGGUGAAUCUGAGCACCGCCAAGCUUGUGGAAUCAGGAAUGACUUAUGUCGAGGCCAGGAAGAAAAUCGCUAGGGCGACAAGGGAAGCACAUCAACAGUUCGCCCGCGAAGGCGAGCAGCAGCUCGCGAAGGAAAUGUCAUUUCGGGAUGUGAACGAGAGAGCCCAGAACGCGCACACGCUUGGCACGGCUACGCUCACCAAUAAGAUCGAGCGGAUGCAUAGGCGCGGACGAGAGCGACAGAUCAACAUGCCUCGCAACAGCCUUGAGCUCUUAAUCUCCCUGCGGAACCCCAACUUCUCCUGCGCACACAUGCGUUCGGUCGGGGAGAUCAAUCUCAGCGGGAACAAGCUGAGAGAGCUCCCCGAGGAAGCACAAAGGCUCACCAGCCUCAAAACGCUUCGCCUAGACAACAACAAGCUUAGCGGGUUACCAGACGGGCUGCUGAACCUCACGUCCCUCACGUACCUGAGCCUGCGACAUAACAACUUCUCCAACCUGCCCAACCGCUUCGGCGACCUCCACCGCCUUGAAAAGCUGGAUUUGGGCGAGAACAUGCUCAAGACGCUACCACCCACCAUGGGUCUUCUGACAUCGCUAAAGCAUCUCAAGCUGGAUGGAAACAACAUGCCUCAUCUGGCUGUGCCCCCUCUCCUCAAGACGUCGAACGGGAAGGACCAGUGCGCCAGCUGGGUCAAGCGGUGGAACAGGGACAAGAAAAGAGAGAUGUGGGUAAAUGAUGUUACCGGGGAGACUUCAGACGUGGACCCUACUUCCUCGUCGGUGAACCGCAGCAGUAACGCCUCGGCGGCAUCUGUCAACUCCACCCUUACCGUCGGGACCUUCCCGUACAACCGGAGGAGGAACGAGCUGGCAGCGAGAGGCAUUUACGAGUGGGAAGCAGCCUUGAACAUAAGCACCGGUAAGGUGUACUACAUCAACAACGUCAACUUCAGCCAUGUACAAGCAAUGCCUGCAUGCAUGAACCGCCUUGGAGACAUGACAAGGCUGGUCAGUCUCAAACUCAGCCAGAACAAGCUCCGGUCUCUGCCAAGCAGGUUGGACGUUAACUGCUUAACUGAGCUUCCUAGCUCGAUGGUGCAGUUGGACCGGUUGGAAGAGCUGUGCCUCACCAGCAACUUCUUCGCUACCUUCCCAGACUUCGCCAUGAAAAUGGCGGGCUUGAAGAAGCUUCUUCUCGGCAACAACCAGCUCAAGAAGCUGCCCUACAGCGUUGGGUUUCUGACCAGUCUCAAGACACUGCAGGUUUCUCUUUGUAACCUGACUGUUCUGUCUCUGAAAAGCUGCAAGCUGCGCCGGUUGGACGAUGAUGUUGCGGAGCUGAGGUGCCUGAAGGAGCUGUAUCUCGAGACCAACCUCAUCUUGAAUCUUCCCGAAACUUUCACCAGACUCCGAAUGCUAGAGAUCUUGGACGCAAAGAAGAACCGCUUGCAGGACUGCCCCGAGGCGAUAGGCAGCCUCUCCCUCUUGAAGCGAUUGGAGCUAGACGGCAACCGUCUGGAAGUCCUCCCACCAUCGCUGUCUCAGCUCACCCAGCUGGAGGUGCUCACCCUGUCGUCCAACCACGUCUAUCAACUACCUGACGAAAUUGUGGGGCUUGCCAAGCUCAAGACGCUUGACGUUAACGGCAACAUGCUCACGCACCUUCCGCCGGGAUUCGGCGCCCUCCGGCUUCGGAGCCUGAAGCUAUCCUACAACCGCCUCGAGACGUUGAGACAUGAGGUUUUCCGACCUAAGCUGAACGGCACAUUAAGACGGUUAUGGCUGUCGAACAACAACCUUCUCCAGCUCCCCGAUUCUUUCGUUGAGUUGUCGAAGGUGCAGGAGGUGCAGAUGGAUUCGAACCCCUACAAGUCUCCCCCUCCCGAGCUUCUCGCCGAAGGAAUCACUACCGUCAUGAAGUACGUCAGGGUGCGGAUACAUCGAAUCGACCUCUUGCACAAGCUCAUCCUCGACAGGGGUUUCGACACUUGUUUGGAAGCGCUUGUGCCGCAGUGUUGCGGGGUUCUGAUGUCCAAUACUGGGUACCUGACUCCGCCCGACCUCGACGAAUUUGACAAGGCCAUCAACCGUUUCAUCAACGGGGAUUUCUACCGACAUCCCCUCACAGCCGAAACAAUACUCGACGUCGUUCAGGACUUGAGGGCUACCAGAAAAAAGGAGUUCUACGAACGGAUGGUAGCUCAUUUGAUGGCCCAGAUAUUUUUUCAGGAGACCCGGGAUGUUUUCAGCGAGAACGUGUUCUGCAGACACACAACGCGGCCGUGGGGCAGGAGGGGUGGUCCGGUGGGGUGCCUGACGAUUGCUCUGAGUGCCCUGUUCGAAGACACCCCCAAGAACGCCUUUGUCGAGGAGUUCCGGCCGGCGUUCUGGACGGAAGCCCUCAAAAGUCUGCCGAGAACUGUGUUCGAGUAUUCACACAAGGCGCUCCGCAAGGCCCUCCUCACUCUCCGGAGCGCUUAUGGACCGAUCGCUACGUUCGAGGACCUCACCUUCGAGUUCUGUGAGUGCAUAGACCCGGACACCGGCGAGGAAAUACGGCAUCCCAAGGGAGAGUGCAUUGUCCCCGGGCUGGUGGUGGUAAAGAUCAUUUACACGGCUCAGGAAGCAUUGCGACGGAAGGAAGAGGAAAAGGAAGUCUUCGAGGCUUUCAAGAAGACCGACACUCAGGUGCGAAAGUGGAUCAAGACCAAACAGGGCAUGACUAGAGUCACGGACGAGGUCAAAAAGCGAAAAGCGGUCCAAUCGUUCAGGGUUGGCAUCAUCAACGCAUCCAUUGCCCAAUUGCAGGGGCUGGCAACGCUGAAGCAGGAGCUGCUGGUCUUCGCGCAGCAGCGAAAGAUGCAGUUCGAGAACGGAGAGCCGUUUCACUUUCAUUCUCUGGCCAACACCGAGGAGGCUACCGCUCUUGUGGAGAACGCGGAGAAGGAAGUCAACGACAAACGAGAUGAAAUUGAAGCACUGGAGCUCGAGAAGACUCACCUCAAGGUCAAACUGAAGGAGAGGGUGCCAGAGAUAGCGGCUCAGGUUGAGGACAGCCUUGUGGACAAGUACUGCUACGUCGAGUACACUGAAAUCUUUAACAGGAACAGGACCAGGGCGUUGAAGGAAGGAUGGAGGAGGCCAUGGGAUGGUAUGGACGGGGAAGAUUUCGGGAAGUGGGCGAAGGAGAGAAACUGUGUCGCAGCAGAUCGACACGAAAGGCCUGGAAACGUGGCCGAGUACAGAGCGAUGGAGGUCCCAGCAGACGACCGCGAUUGGGACGAAGCACCGUCGGACCUGUCCGAGAGGCUCAACUGGGAUGGGACCGACAAAAUGGAGACGUUCCUGAUACCGACCUUGGUGGAGUGGAAAGAAAAGCGCGCGGCCAGGGCUCUAGCAGGACUAGACCCGAACGCGUCGGCGAGCGAAGAAGAAGACGAAGGCGAAGAUGAAGACACCAAAAGUGGCGACGGUGACGACAAGCAGCACAGCGGAGUCAGAAGGGAUGACAAUGACGCCGAUGGUGAUGCCAAUCGCAGCGGUGGAGUGGAUGCCAGGGACAAGAGUGAUGCUGCUGAUGGUGACGCAGGAGCCGUGGGGGGGAGCGCAGCCAAAGCGGACGGGGUUGCCACCACCAAAUAG
Messenger RNA from Ectocarpus siliculosus, 3951 nucleotides. Lineage: Eukaryota; Phaeophyceae; Ectocarpales; Ectocarpaceae. The record is from the annotation of a GenBank genome assembly.